This is a messenger RNA of Dermochelys coriacea (leatherback sea turtle), 3486 nucleotides long. It is a transcript of the gene MEDAG, whose product is annotated as mesenteric estrogen dependent adipogenesis. The transcript has 5 exons. The record is from RefSeq and is a predicted model, not a curated record. Gene Ontology annotation, cellular component: cytoplasm. Bases 133 to 978 code for a protein of 281 amino acids. Lineage: Eukaryota; Metazoa; Chordata; Testudines; Dermochelyidae.
GGCGGGGCCUGCUGGGGGAUAUAAACCACGGGAGCCGCGCGCGGGGCGGCAGCAGCACCCUGGGGCCCAGGUUCGCCCGGGCGAGCCGCAGCCCGGCUCCCCAGCCCCGCCGGCCGCUGCCGCGCCCGCUCCAUGGCCACGCCCAGCCCGCGCCCCGUCGCCUCGGGGGAGCUGCGCGGCCCGCGGACCUGCGACUGCGAGCUGGCCCUGCUGCCGCUGCGCCGCCUGCUGCUGCUGCAGCCCGACUGCUUCCAGCUGCGCGGGGAGCGGCUGGCCGUGCUCCGCCCGCCGCGCCACCGGCCCGCCGGCGGCUUCGCCGUGCUCAGCGAUGGCGCCCUGCGCCCCGACGGGCAGCGCCGCUGCCGCCUCACCGGCCACUUCAAGAGGGAUGUAGAACUCACCAGCCAUCGUGAUUAUAAAGAAUUCCGAGAAACUAUACUAAGCAGACCACUAGUAUUCUUCACAAAUGUCAGAACAAAAAAUUAUUAUUCCUCAAAAGUUUCAGAAAAAACAUACGCAUUUAUCGUGAACACACGACAUCCUAAGAUAAGAAGACAGAUAGAGCAUGGUAUGAACACAGUAAUAUCCUCAGUGUUCGGAGAAAGUUACAAGCUGCGGUUUGAUUUCCAAGAAGUUGUCAAGAGUUUUUUCCCUCCAGGAAGCCAUUUAGUUACCGGAGAAGACUUGAGCUUUUCCUAUGAGUUCAAAUCUGAUGCCCUGUUUGAUUUCUUCUAUUGGUUUGGGAUCAGCAAAAACACAGUUGCAGUGACUGGGAAAGUUUUGAAUUUGUCCAAUACCAGUCCAGAAAAGAAGGAAAUAAUCACUAUGUUUCUAGAAAAAAUGAGUGAACCUUAUGACCGUUUGAACAGUUUUUCAGACAGAAAAUUCAGUGUUCCCUCAAGAGAUUCGAUAGAUGCUUUUAACUCCAGUCUGAUACCACAACCAUCUUUAACAAAUCCUCCUGUGAAAAUAUGUUGAACCCCACGAGUUCAAGAAUCAGAAGGAAGACCAAAACUAUUCAUGAAAUUGGUAUAAAAAUAAUAACUUUCAACUGAGAAUGCAAAUGCACAUCAAUGCAUUGCAGGAGCAAGAAGUUUGAGAAGGGAGGAGUGAGGGAGCUCUUCCUUGUUUGUGUCUUCUAGGAUACCAGGAGGGGAUUCUGCUCUAUUCUUUACUCUUCCAUCCCCCAACACGAUCAUCUUUCUUUUGAAAAGAGCAUCUCCAUGGGAAGCAGAGUUGUCAGUGGGUAUUGUGUGGCUCCUUCUUUCCUCUUUCCAUAACACCAAGUCUGUUUGCUUACUGCUGCAACACACACUGAGUACAGAACUCUUUUGUGAUUGCUACUUCACUUGCUUUGCCUAAACCCGGAUGACGAGGUGAUUAGCAUGGUUCUUCUGAAGACUUGGCAAUGUGAGAAUAGGUCUCAAAUUGUUGGUUAGGAAACUUAUCACUGUUCCAAUAAAGAUCCAAGUUAGGCCCUGUUAUUGCUGGCUGUGGAAUCAUGUUUAAACACCUUUUUGCUGCAACUUCUGAACUUUCUUACAACACUGGCCAAACUAUGUUAAGCCAAACAAUCUUCUUUAAAAAAUGUUUAAAACUAUUCUUUGAUCCCUGUCCACACAAGUAAGCCUAGCAGGGUUUUAAACUAGUUUUGCUGCAAUCUGUUUUGAUCUAUGUUUAAAUGUAUUUUUAAACAUGUUUCUGAGGCUGGUGAAGACUUGAGGACUGACAAGGCUGUUGUGAAUCUAGAAGCUGGGUAUAGUAUCAAAGAUCGUUUUCUCACUCCUGGGAACCUGAGUCCAAUUGUUGAUCUAGAAAUUUUUUUUGGGGGGGGGGAAAUAGAAUCUUGUGGUUAAGGCAGAGGACAGGGAAUCGGAAGAUCUAAAUUCUGUUCCCACCUCAGCCACAUGCUGCUUAACCUCUCUGUGCUUCUAUUUCCAAAAAUAUGUAAAAUGGGAAUAACAUUUAAUUUAUCUCUCAGGAGUGUUGAGGCUUCAUUGAUGUUUGUAAAUCCCUUUCAGAGCCUCCUGUGGGAAGUGCUAAAUGAGUCCAAUGUUAUACUUGUACUUUUUUUAAAGUGGUCUGGGUAUGCUGCUAUCUCACUUGGAGAUGACUGAAAUCUGACACUACAAGUUAUGCCUUGAAGCAAGUACACUAUCUUCUGGUACAGUAAACCAGUUAAUAAAAAUCCUAAACUUGAAUAUUGUUACUUAAAUCACAGUGUGUUUUGUUACUUAAAAUGUUUUCCACUUAUUGCCGUUCUUUUACAGGUAAAAAAUUUCAGUAUAAAGCCCAUCAGUAGUAAUGAAUCUCUUUCCAAAGGAGGCUUUAACACAAAACAAGGCUGUACAUUCACUUUAGCUCUCAUAGUUUGAUUUUUUUUUAAGCUGUAAUUUGUUAGUUUGAUAUCUUCAUUUAUCUUGUGCGUUUUACUGGUAGUAUUUAAAGUGUCAGAUGGGUCAUGACUUUAAAAACUUUUUAAAAUCAGCCACUGUUAACAAUGGUUGAGCCAUACAUCAUCUCCCCCAUUGAAUGAUUGAUCAUGGAAGAACUUCUUGAGAAACAGCUGCAUAUAGUACACAUGGCUCCUGAGGUUAAAAUGACUGACAUUCUUGAUGACUUGGUGGAAGACUAAACUUCAGAGUAUUUUGUAGACACUUCCAGAUAUUGGUGAGAAUCCACAUUGCUAUAGACACUGGGAGCACCCUGGUAAUUACGUUAUGAAUCAAAGAAAGAGUUAUGAUAGCUGAGAACUUGUCUCUCUGCCACAAAAUUCUUUCUUUCCAGGAUACCGGUAAAGCAGGCCUUGGAGACUAUAUUAAUAGCAAUCUUGUAUCUUGCAAAGUUUAGACUGAAUAACAAUAUGAAAAAUAGGAUUCUGAAUUUUAAUAAGUGUUUUCAAUUAUGCAAUUUGAUAUGGUGACAUCUGGCCCUGGUGACUAAUUUUUUUUCUAUAUGUAUGGUGUCUGAAUAAAAAGGACAUUAGUAAUAAACCUAAUAUACCAUAUUCUUUAUAAUCAACAUUGUCAUGAAGUUCUUCUGUAUUUUACUGCUGGCCUUUGUGUAAUUUUAUUAAGCUCAUGUAUACUAUACAGUAGUCUUUUUACUCUGUUUGAAGCUGUCUAGUACUGUAUAUACUUGCUCAAAUACCUUCAUUUUGCUUGUUCAGAAAAAUAUUCUAUGUGGAGUGGAAUAACACUCACAUUGUUAGAAUACAGCAUUAAAUGUUGCUGGAAUCCUCAUAAAGGGACUAGUCAACAAAUUUUAAAAUCUUUUAAACUAAUUUUAGACAUUUUCUACUAUUGUAUUGUAUAGGACACAUUUUGUACAUUUUUUGUACUUCUGUUUAAAAUGUUAUUUCCAGUUCUAAAGAUUUGUUUUUAAUGUAUGAUUCUACCUGUGUAGGCAUGUGCCAAAACUAGGGCUGUCAAGUGAUUAAAAAAAUUAAUCGCACUGUUUAAAUAAAUAGUAUUCUAUUGUGUAAUA